AUGAGAUUCACAUUUAAGUCGGCAAUUUUUGUUGCUCUGGUUGCUUCUGCCGGAGCCAAUGCUGCGUACACUGAGACGGAAGCGAUUGACGCUGUGAAGGGGCUUUUUGUUCGACAAAGUCCUGGAGCUGGUGCCCCGGGGCAGCAAACGCCAUCAUCGCCGUUUGACCCCAAGUCACCCAAUUCUCCUCCACAGUGCAGGAAUGAUUGCAACACCGCCUUCAAUGCCGGUGAUGUUUGCAAAGAUGCGAAGUGCCUGUGCACUGCAGAGCAUACCGAGGCUCUGGGUAAAUGUGUCAACUGUGUGAUUGCAGCAAACGUUGGAAGCCCCAUCGAGGCAGCAUUCGCGAUCUCAAUCUUCGAGGAGGUAUGCAAAGGAAACGGAAUCAGCAACCUCCCUACCCCCACCGUUUCCCUUCCACCACACUUUUCUCUGCCUCCCGGUAUGUCGACUGGCGCUCACGGGGAGUUCACAAUUGGGACCACAGUCACGGCGGCUAUUACGGACUCGUUCGAGACUACUACGGUCACCAUUCCGCCACCUUCCGCCACCAGUACCAGCCCACAUUCGUCAUCGGCAUCGCAUCAAACUAGCGGUUCACCUACAUCAACUGCAAGUCACAGCAACGCCGCUGCGUUUGCCGCUCCAACUGGCCUCGCCGAGUUCGUACCGAUGGCUGUCAUGGGCGCUAUCAUGGCUAUGGCAUGA
Molecule: messenger RNA, 708 nt
Organism: Pleurotus ostreatus (oyster mushroom)
Lineage: Eukaryota; Fungi; Basidiomycota; Agaricomycetes; Agaricales; Pleurotaceae
Exons: 3
Coding region: 1-708 (235 amino acids)
Source: RefSeq, a predicted model, not a curated record